AUGUCUGAUAGUCCGAGGCAAGUUGUAUUUUUAAACGAAACUUGGAUUUUCGCUAAAGGAAAUAUGUCAAAAUCAUCCUGGCAAGAUGGCACCACGAAAUGUUAUUCUUCUAAUCGUUCCGUUAAUGGUAAACGCUACAAUAUACUUCAUGCUGGAAAUGAUGACGGUUUUAUUCCGGACGUUAGUUUAAUUUUUUCGUCCACAAAGAAUACAGGUGAUUACCAUGGAAAUAUGGAUGCAAAUAUUUUUGAAGAAUGGUUUGAAGAAAAUUUGUUGAAAAAAUUGGAGCGACCAUCCAUAAUAGUGUUGGAUAAUGCAUCCUACCACUCCAGAGUAGAAGAGAGAUUUCCUUCAAGCAGCUGGACAAAAGAAGAAAUACAGUUGUGGUUGACAGAAAGGAAGAUAUAUCACAGUGACAUAUUUUUAAAAGUUGAUUUACUUCAAAGGUGUGGAGAGCACAAAAUUCAAAAGAAAUUUGUUACUGACCAAAUGGCUCUUAAAUAUGGCCAUACAUUUUUAUGA
Molecule: messenger RNA, 522 nt
Organism: Diabrotica virgifera virgifera (western corn rootworm)
Lineage: Eukaryota; Metazoa; Arthropoda; Insecta; Coleoptera; Chrysomelidae
Exons: 1
Coding region: 1-522 (173 amino acids)
Molecular function (GO): nucleic acid binding
Source: RefSeq, a predicted model, not a curated record